UAGAUCGCCCCUGUGGGAAUUUCUCUUUCCCAAUCCCCAUCCCCUCCCCGUCUUCCCUCUCCCACACCGGCGGCGGCGGCGGCGUACCCUAGCGAGGAGGAAGAGAGAAGAACCCGACCGACCAUGGCGACGAUAGUGAACACCACGGAGGAGGAGCCGAUGCUGGCGGUGGUGCGCUCCACCGCGCAGCUCGCCUGGGCCGACGCGGGCCCGGAGGUCGCCGACCCUGAGGUGGCCCGCCUCUGCGCCGAGGCGCAGCAGCACCUCCUCGCCGCCCGCUGGCUCGACAUGGCCACCCUCAUGCUCGCCUCCGCCGACCUCCUCCUCCUCUCCCCCAGCGCCCCCGACAAAGAUCUCGAGUGCACCCUGACCGUCACCUGCAACCUCGUCACCAAGGCCGGAUCCGAGGACGAGGCCCUGGAGAUCGCCAAGCUCAUCUGCGCCAAGCUCACCCACCAGCCGGCCGACAAGACCACGCUGCGCAUCAAAGUCCUCUUCAGCCUGUACAACCUGCUUCCGAGCCUCUCCGGCAAGGCCUUGGUCUACAGGAAGGCGCUCGAGCUCGCCGCCACCGCCGGGAAGGCCGCCGCCGACUGCGUCGUCCCCACUUUCAAGAACAUCGAUGCCUUUGUCGCCUACUGGGGCAUCGGCAAGCCGGAGCAGAGGGAGCUGUUCCUUGCUGUCACCAGGAUUCUUAAAGACCACAAGGGCAUGACCAAGGACUACUUCAAGUUUCUGAACAAGUACCUGGCCACGUUCGAUGGAUCGGGUGAUGAUGCUGAUGCAAUCGGUGCGGCAAAGGAAGAAGCUGCUGCAGCAAUUGUUGAGUUUGUCAAGUCAUCUGACCUCUAUCAGUGUGACCUGCUCGAUAUGCCAGCUGUUGCACAGCUCGAGAAAGAUGACAAGUAUCAGCCAGUUUACGAGUUACUGAAGAUAUUCCUUACUCAGAGGCUCGAAUCCUAUUUAGCGUUUCAGACUGCUAACUCUACCUUGCUGCAAGGAUAUGGACUGGUUCAUGAGGAGUGCAUAACCAAAAUGCGUCUCAUGUCCCUGCUUGAUCUGAGUGGCCAUUGUUCUGGGGAAAUUCCUUACUCUGCAAUUACAAAAGCCCUUGAGAUCAAUGAUGAUGAGGUGGAAUAUUGGAUUGUGAAAGCAAUUUCAUCAAAGAUUUUGGACUGCAAAGUUGACCAGCUUAAUCAAUUGGUCAUUGUCAGCCGGCAUACUGUGAGGGUCUUUGGGAUGCCACAAUGGCAGAGUCUACGUUCAAAGCUUGGAGUGUGGAGGGGAAACAUUGCAAAUGCUAUCAACACAAUCCAAGCUAACAAGGUGACUGAAGAUGGCGGGCAGGGGAUGCAAGGAUUGAUGAUCCGCUGAUCGGAGGGGACUCCCCAAAUUGAGACUAUAGUCUAUGAGAUUAGAUGAGCAAUCUUAUUGUAUUAGACAUCUUGUAAUCCGAAAUACUUCUACCACAUGAUCAUGCUGGCUUUAUCCUGGUUUGCAGCGGCGUGCUAAGCAAUCUCAUGUUGCAUGAAUUUUGUAGUCAAAAGCCAUGCUUGAAGUCAGCUGUUACUCGUUUACACACAUAUUCCUGAUUGUUCGUACUGGAUGCCUGUUUAUCAUGAUAAUUGUUUCUUCUCCAA
Molecule: messenger RNA, 1640 nt
Organism: Triticum urartu
Lineage: Eukaryota; Viridiplantae; Streptophyta; Magnoliopsida; Poales; Poaceae
Biological process (GO): cytoplasmic translational initiation
Cellular component (GO): eukaryotic translation initiation factor 3 complex; cytoplasm
Molecular function (GO): translation initiation factor activity
Source: RefSeq, a predicted model, not a curated record